Molecule: messenger RNA, 621 nt
Organism: Rhodamnia argentea
Lineage: Eukaryota; Viridiplantae; Streptophyta; Magnoliopsida; Myrtales; Myrtaceae
Product: secreted RxLR effector protein 161-like
Exons: 1
Coding region: 1-621 (206 amino acids)
Source: RefSeq, a predicted model, not a curated record
AUGAUUCAAGAGUUCAAAGAAGAAAUGAUGAAGACAUUCGAGAUGAUGAACUUGGGCAUGAUGCACUACUUCCUCGGCAUCGAAGUCGACCAUAAUAAAAGGACUUUCAUUUCACAAAAGAAAUAUGCCAAGAACCUCUUGAAGAAAUUCAAGAUGGAUUACUACAAAUUAGUUACAACAUCGCUCGUGACAAAUGAAAAACUCCUAAAGGAAGAUGGAGCAAAAACAGCUGACCUCUCCCUCUAUAGAAGUCGGGUUGGCCGUCUACUAUAUCUCAUUGCCACACAACCGGACAUCAUGUACGCGACAAGUCUAUUGUCACGGUUCAUGCAGAGUCCGAAUCAAAUUCACUUUGGAGCUACCAAGAGAAUUCUAAGAUACUUACGAGGAACUACAAAUUAUGGCAUUUGGUAUCAGCCAAGUGCAAUGGCUAAGCUCAUCGGCUACACCGACAGUGAUUGGGCAGGUUCUGCUGAUGAUAGGAGGAGCACUACUAACUAUGCAUUCACAUUGGGUUUUGAAAUAUUCUCGUGGGCAUCCAAAAAUCAAGAGUCGGUGGCACAAUCUACCAUGGAAGUUGAAUACGUCGCCACCGCAACAACUACCAGUCAAGCAAUAUGA